AUGAUUCGCUCUGCCGCAUCUCGCCCUCUCCUGCGUACCCGACCUGCCAUACCGGCCCUAACCAGAGCAUUCUCGUCGACAUUACCCGUCAUGGCAGAAGGAGAUACCGGUGCCCCCAAGUCCCGUGGAUCGUUGGCAGCGUCAGAAAGAGAUUCCUUCAACAAACGCGAAGCCGCCGCUGAGGCCAUAUAUAUCAGACAGCAUGAGAUGGAGAAACUCAAACAACUCCAGGAGAAGCUAAAGGCUCAACAGAAACACAUGGAAGAAUUGGAUAAGCACCUUGAAGAAAUUACCAAGGGACAGGGCGGCGAGUUGAACUGA
Monascus purpureus is the source of this 321-nucleotide messenger RNA. NCBI's taxonomy places the organism in Eukaryota, Fungi, Ascomycota, Eurotiomycetes, Eurotiales, Aspergillaceae. The record is from the annotation of a GenBank genome assembly.